Messenger RNA from Oppia nitens, 1989 nucleotides. It is a transcript of the gene SF1, whose product is annotated as splicing factor 1-like. Gene Ontology annotation, biological process: regulation of mRNA splicing, via spliceosome. NCBI's taxonomy places the organism in Eukaryota, Metazoa, Arthropoda, Arachnida, Sarcoptiformes, Oppiidae. The coding region runs from base 210 to 1835 and encodes 541 amino acids. The record is from RefSeq and is a predicted model, not a curated record. Gene Ontology annotation, cellular component: nucleus. Gene Ontology annotation, molecular function: zinc ion binding; mRNA binding. The transcript has 7 exons.
GUUUCCAAUAAUUUGACGCCAUUUUGGUUUUGAAAACAAUUUUCUAAUUGUUUACUAAAAUAAUACAUAAAAUGAGUUAAAAAUCAGACAUUCAAUUGAUUUAUUGAAUCUUAAGAAGACAAGUGUUUUUGUCACAUAAACUCAUUGUUUGAGACCAAUUGCGGUGACAGUCACUGACUGACAGACAGAUAUCACUCGCAAGUUGACCAAUGAGUUCCGAUAAAAGAGGUUUCGAUGACUCAAUUGACAGCAAUGACUCGUAUGGUUCGCAGAUGAGCGAUCGCCGAAAGAAGCGUAAGAGCCGAUGGGGUGGAGACGAUAGAGAGAAGGUGUUCCUACCGGGGAUGCCGACGAUCAUACCGUCCAGUCUGACCAAAGAACAGGAAAAGAUAUAUCUUCUUCAAGUAGAGAUUGAAGCCAUAACCCGACAGUUAGUGUCCGGUGAUCUCGGGAUUCCCGCCAAUCCGGAAGAGAGGUCACCCUCUCCCGAGCCUAUCUAUAAUAAUGAAGGCAAACGACUUAAUACUCGAGAGUUUAGAACCAGAAAGAAAUUAGAAGAUAAAAGACACGAUUGUAUUCAAGAGAUGUAUGCAUUAAAUCCAUUGUAUAAACCACCGGCUGAUUACAAGGCUCCACAACUCAAGAUUAGUGAAAAGGUUUUGAUACCUCAGGAGGAAUAUCCUGAUAUUAAUUUUGUAGGACUUCUUAUUGGUCCUCGUGGUAAUACAUUGAAGUCCAUGGAAAGAGAUACGAAUGCUAAGAUUAUUAUUAGAGGAAAAGGAUCCGUAAAGGAAGGAAAAAUUGGCCGAAAGGAUGGUCAGCCAAUGCCGGGUGAAGACGAACCCUUACAUGCAUUUAUUACUGGUCUGACACACGAUUCGGUCAUUAAAGCUGUCGCCAGAAUUAAGGAAGUGAUCCGUCAGGGCAUAGAAGUACCCGAAAAUCAGAACGAUUUAAGACGAAUGCAAUUACGAGAGUUGGCUCUUCUGAACGGUACUCUUCGCGAGAGUGAUGGUCCGCGUUGUUCCAACUGUGGCUCAACAGUACACCGUUCGUGGCAGUGUCCGGACAAACCAAAUGUGACCAACAAUGUCGUCUGUACCAAUUGUAAUGGUGUCGGACAUAUUGCCCGCGAUUGUAAAGAAAAGAAGACACCCACCGGUCCCGUCAAUCAGUCUAAGAUCGAUGAGGAAUACAUGUCUUUAAUGGCUGAAUUGGGUGAAGGACCGCCACCACCACCAAAGUCUAGUAGCAAUUCAAUAACUGCUGGUUCGGGUCCAACUAUUGGCUUCACUGGUAGUUCGGCUGCACCCAGAGCUAUAGCCGCACCGCCACCACCUCCUAUUUCAUCUGCUUAUUCAAUGUCACCCAAUACUACUAAUACUACUACUGCUAUGACAACACCACUUUUGCCGACACCAAAUAUGGCACAACCUAACAAUUCGUGGCCCACUUCCACAUCAAUGAAUUCUUGGCCAACAUCGCAAAGUUAUCUUAUGAAUAAUAACAAUAAUCACUAUCCAAUGGGUGAUGUUUACACUCAAAACAAUAUCUAUAAUCCGGCGGCUAAUACCCAAAUGGGUUGGUCUCAAAACACUUGGAACACCUCAAGUGUAUCUCCAGUUCCACCGCCACCCCCUACUCAAACACAAGCAUCAAAUGGUAAUCCUUGGAAUGUAUAUAUGUCUGGACCCGGUGCUCAACCUCCCGCACCACCUAUGCCUCCACCACCCCCACCACCAUCUAUGCCGAUGACACAAAUGUCUAAUAUGAUGGUACCUCCGCCGCCACCCCCUCCACCGCCGCCACCUCCUCCUCCGCCGCCACCGGUGUAAUGAAAUGUAACCGAAAACCAAUAUUUGGAUAAAUUUUCUAACUAACUAUUUAUAAUAAAAAAUUAACCAUAAAAUUACGGUAGUUAUUGAAUGUCGUAUCAAAUAAACAUUUUGAACUUACAAAACAUAGUUUUUAUUAAUAUUACUAUUAUUC